AUGUUGUCUAUGUACUUUAUUGAACAUCCGACAAAAAUAUUCUUUCUUUCUUUCAAUCUUUUCUUUCUCUGGAUCUUUUUUUCUUUCUUUUUUUUAUCCGGAUCUUUCUUUCUCCUUUUUUUCUUUCUUUCAUUCAUUCUUUCUUUUUUUCUUUCUUUCUUUCUUUUCAUUUUUUCUUUCUUUUUUUUCUUUCUUUUUUUUUUCUUUCAUCUUUCUUAUCUUUUUCCUCACCUCAUCAGAAAAAAUAAAAGGUUUUGGUCUGUUCUUUAUCUAUCCAUUUUUAUCUAUAAUAUCCAUCUAUCUAUCUAUCCAUCUAUCUAUAAUCAAUUCAUUAAAAGACAUCAAUGUUAUAUAAUAAAGAAAAAAUUUCUUAUCUAUCUUCAUCUAUCUUUUAUUUAUCUAUCUAUCUAUCUAUCUAUCUCAGUCUGUUCCAUUGCAUCCAUCUCAGUAUGUUCCUAUUCAUCUAUCUGUCGUUAUCUAUCUAUCUAUCUAUUCAUUUAUCCAUCUAUCCUAAGCAUCUAUAUAUAUAUCAAAUAUUCUAUCUAUUUUAUAUCAAUCUAUCUAUCUAUCUAUCUAUGUAAUCUAUCUAUCAAUCUAUCUAUCUAA
Molecule: messenger RNA, 606 nt
Organism: Acanthosepion pharaonis
Lineage: Eukaryota; Metazoa; Mollusca; Cephalopoda; Sepiida; Sepiidae
Source: the annotation of a GenBank genome assembly